Histoplasma mississippiense is the source of this 804-nucleotide messenger RNA. RefSeq lists its product with no specific name. Bases 1 to 804 code for a protein of 267 amino acids. Lineage: Eukaryota; Fungi; Ascomycota; Eurotiomycetes; Onygenales; Ajellomycetaceae. The transcript is spliced from 3 exons. The record is from RefSeq and is a predicted model, not a curated record.
AUGGCGCCUACAAUUCAAAACUUAGCCCAAAACAAACCAAUAGCACCCAAACCAAGGGCACCUGACGUCCAGAGCGAUAGCCCCCAAGCACGCCAAAUUUCGGACAAAAAAAGGCCAAAAUGGUCCCCAGAAGAAGAUGUUCUGAUCAUCGAGCUUCGGCAGCGCGGAAUGGCGUGGGGAGAUAUCAGCAAGGAACUCCCCGGGCGAAGUGCACUCAGCUGUCGCCUGCACUACCAGAAUUACCUUGAGAGACGGAAGCAAGCAGAUUCAAGUCGGAAAUGUGGGCGAAAAUUGCAGAGGAGAUGUCCAUCCCCUGGAGGGCCGUUGAAGCUAUGCACUGGCAACUGGGAGAACAAGAAAUGGCGAGACGAUCUAGGACAGUUCCGUUCUCAUUCUCUCAACCCGCAUCAAAACGCUCACGUUCCGUUCAGCUCCCUCCCUUCGCGGAACUCGACGCCGUAUCCCAAGGGAACCGCAGCCACGCAGCUACUCUCUCAACGAUGGGUCAUCCUUCGGCGUGGGAUUGGACGUGGAUGGCGUGAUUAUCGCCGCCGUGGCUUCAUACCAAUAAUAGGUUCGAUCCAUACAUCAAUGGGAAACGUGGAGGGCAGGGGCCGUUUCUCCGAGCCUGCUCAAUUCGCCCUCAUCCAUCCGAUCCCUGAAACUGUCUCUAGCAGCCUACGAGUCCGUAAAAUGGUGCGGUCUUUCACGGUCACUCCUCGUCUGUCUGGAAAGGGGACUAUUAGCGUAGACGGGGGACUGAAGGUAUAUAGAGCCAGCCCCACUUUGCUGAGGUCGGUGUAG